AUGGCACUAUCAUCUUUCAUUCAGUCAGUCUAUGAUAGACUUCUAGACGUCAGUAAUCGUCCUUUCCGGCUUACGCUUGCUAUUGGGAUUGCUACAUCCAUCUUGUAUGGCACUUACCAGCGUAUAUUCCAUCCACUGGCCAAAGUGCCUGGACCCGUGGUUGCAAGUCUAACUAGACUAUGGCUGGGCCGCCAGUUCCGAAGCCUAAAGAUGCAUCGCAUUGAGAUAGCUCUUCACCAUCGCUAUGGCUCCGUGGUUAGAAUUGGUCCAAAGGAGGUCAGCGUAUCCAGUCCACAGGCAAUGCAGCUGUUGUAUGGAGCUGGAAGUCGAUUUGAGAAAUCAGACUGGUACGUUUGUUGUGGUUCCCGCAAGGAGAAAGAGGCCUUUAAUCUCAUGGGAGAGACGGACAUGGCUCAGUACCGCACUCACCGUCGACUCAUCACCCCUGCGUACACAGUGCGUGCAAUGCAAGAUCUCCAAGAUGGGAUGCAUCAAGUCAUCUCACGGUUUGCGGAAGUAAUCAUGGGGAAUAAUGGAGAGAAAGUUGACCUCUCAUUGUGGAUUAAUCUGUUUUCCAUUGACCUCUUGACCAACUUAUUGUUUUCAAAACGCCUUGGUCUCCUGGAUGUAGGCAAAGAUGACGGAUCUAUAAGUGCAAAUGAGAUCUCGUCUGCCUAUGCGCAUUGGUCGGGUCUCUUUCCUUGGCUAUACGACUUCAACAGCUGGGUAAUAAAGCGCUUCGGUAUUCACUUAUUUGACAAACACGCCCCUUAUCCCGCAGUUCCCUGGUGUUUGAGCCAAAUGGAACCCCGUCUAGAGAGCACGGAUAGCAUUGCUCCCGAGUACCAAGACAUCUUGGCAAAGCUGAUUGGCCUGCGAUUGCAAAAUCCGCAACUAAAGCGCGACGAUGUCAUUGCUAUGGCAUUCACAACGCUUUACGCCGGAUUUGAUACCAUGGGAAUUACUCUAACGGCCACGCUGACUCUCAUAGCCAGCACACCCGGCUGCCAAAAAAGGUUACAUGCUGAGCUCGACGCUGCGCGUGAGCAAGGCCAGAUAUCAGCAUCUCCCACUUUCGAAGAGACUAAACAGCUUCCCUAUUUUCAGGCAUGUUUAGCGGAAGCUAUGCGUUAUCACCCGACGACGGGGACCACACUGCCUCGCGUCGUACCAAAGGGAGGAGCAGAGAUUGAUGGUUAUUUCUUACCUGAAGGCACCACCGUUGGGAUUUCUCCUUGGGUUCUGCACCGCGAUAAAUCCAUUUUCGGGCAUGACGCAGACGAGUUCAGACCACAGCGCUGGCUGGAAGCGAGUCAAGACAUUCGAUAUGAGAUGGAAAAAUGCUCGUUGGAGUUUGGCGGAGUGACUCGCAGCUGUCCCGGUAAACAACUUGCUCUCGUGGCUAUGAAUAUCAUGCUAGCUCAGAUCUUAAUGGAUUUUACACUUCAUCUAGACGGGCUGGAAGAGGUGAAGGAAAUAUGCAUGUUUUCUGUGCAUUUGGAGAAUGUCAAGGUUGCUUUCUUGCCAAGAGAGAGAACAUUCUAG
Trichoderma virens Gv29-8 is the source of this 1545-nucleotide messenger RNA. RefSeq lists its product as uncharacterized. Gene Ontology annotation, molecular function: monooxygenase activity; oxidoreductase activity, acting on paired donors, with incorporation or reduction of molecular oxygen; iron ion binding. The record is from RefSeq and is a predicted model, not a curated record. Lineage: Eukaryota; Fungi; Ascomycota; Sordariomycetes; Hypocreales; Hypocreaceae. Bases 1 to 1545 code for a protein of 514 amino acids. The transcript is spliced from 8 exons.